UAGUCAAGGAUACGCCAAAUAAUCCUAACUUUUUUCCCACCAUAUUCAUCGAUGGGCGUUAUAUAGCCAGCAAUUAUUGUUGUUGAUUUUCGAAACGUACGCGGGGUUCGUUUUUCAAAAAUUGUGCGACGUUUCGCGUGUCGACGGCGGUUCGCUUGGUUAAAUUAGGCCGUGGCUUGUAUCUAUGGAGCUUGCGUUCAUCGAGUCGCGCGCCGCUCGGAUGUUAAACGAGUAAAUGGACGAGUGCGUUGUUCGACUGUUUUUAGGGAAGUCGCCAUUAUUGUCCAAUAUAAUCUAACGUACGUUUGUUGAUCGCGGCGGACUUUCCCUUGCGUUUUUGCGUACAAAAUCUGCGUCUCUUGAUCGAAAUCCCGACUGUAUCAGUUCGUGACAAGUGCGUUAUCGUAAUAAGUGAUUGUAGUGGUGCAAUGUUUGUUGUAUGCGUAUCGAAGCUCCAGAGGAAAACGCUCGGCGUUCCGUGAGCUUCGUAUCGGACCCGUCACGUGGGUGUGUACUAUUUAAACCAGCCAGUAACGCGUUUAUUAAAAAAUUCAAAUACCCACCCGUUGUGUUCCGUUUUUUUUUCAGUGUGUACACGAACGCCUAAACUGCCGCCGCCUGGCCUAUGCGGCAUCCGCCGUCCGUUUCACUUGUACGUUUUCGGUACGUAAUUAAGCCGGCAAACUGCGAGCCAGCGUGUGUUUAUUGAUCAAAGUGGUUCCCGGGUUCGGUUUUUCCGCGUUUUAAUCACCCCACAAGUGACGAUGACAGAUAUCGGGCAAAUCACUGGAUGAAUGGGAUUGCGUACGGCCUCGGUGAGGCGUCCCGAUGCGGAGGUCAUGGCCCCGGCGCUUACGGACACGGCCCAACCGCAAAAUUUUAAUUUGCCGCCGAAAAACCGUCCGGGACCCGGGUCCCGGAGCGCGAAAACGUACUCCGGAUACGCGGAACCGUCGAGUCCUAUAAACACUGAUGAUUUGAGCGGCGUGUUUAUCAACUUGAACCCCGCCUACCCCAAGGACCAUUCGGACGGCGGUGUUUCUAUACAGAGCAUGAGCCCGAGCCCGCCUCCGAUGGGCGACGGCGACGCUGACAGCAAAAUGGGACUCGAAAAAACGACGGCCAGUUAUUUGGGCAAAGUGAGGUCCACGGGCGGCGACAUUGAGCAGCUUUUCGGCGCCACAAACCUGGAGGCGAACGUCGAAGACAUCAUGCAGCAGGUGAUGAAGCACAUGGACGGAGGCGAUCAGCUCAACAAUUCGUCAAGCGAUCUCAACGAGGUGCUCGAUUUGGAUAUAGACAAAGAUCUGCUCGCUCACGUGAACGUCAUGAUGGACGAUCAGCAGGACGAUCUCGAGACCGCCCAGAAACUUAAGGAGAACCAGGCGAGAAUGAUCCUCGUCGAUUUGCAGAGGCGCCACGCGAGGAUCGAAAGGAGACUCGAUUUUCUCAGACGGAGGGUGUGCAAAUUGCAAUCGAGGCACAUGGGGCAACACGUGAGCGGCGAGGUGGCGGGAGUGUUUGAACACGUGUACCGUUCCUUGCGGAAGCCGCCGUUGGAGACCCCGUCGUCGGAAGGACCGAGGCCGAUGGCCCCGCACGCGGCCAAGUCUCUCGUCAGGAAGAUCGAGAUGGCGGCGAUGCUGCAGGCGCGUCAGAGGACGGGGCCGCCCAGAUAUUUCGGUUCGGGUUCGGUGGACGCGUUCCGUAACUGCCCCCCGUCGUCUUCGUCGGGGCCUUCGGUGAGUAUCCCCGCGUGGGGUACCAAUGACAAGCACGAACUGCAAAGGGUGUCGGAACAGCUGCGUACGCAGCUGAGGCUCGUGCAGCGCGCCGCAGAUUCAGACGCGACCGAAAGCAGUUCCGGAGGCGAGAGCUGCGACGAAAUGCAGACCUACAGUAAUCCCCACCAACAGUACCUUAGUAUACAGAAACGGGCGCUAUGGAAGUACUCGACGGAGAGGGCGGCCAUAGCGGCCCGCUGGACGUGGCUCCAGUCGCAGAUCUCCGACCUGGAGUACCGGAUCCGACAGCACACGGAACUGCACAAACAGAUCAGGGCGUCGAAAGGACCGGUACGUCUCGACGGCGACGACGACGUCGCGACGUCAUCGGGCGCUGUCAACGGUUAUCGGGGCCAGCUGCCCGGCGCCCCCAAGAAUCUGGACGGCGAUGCGGAGCGUCAGUGCGCGCGCACCAGACCGUUGGCCGGUUUCAGGAAACGGAAACUGCUCCAGGUCGCGGGGCUUCACGCGGUGUCGAAAAAAGCGGCACGACCUAGCACGGUGCGCUGCAGUUGCGUCCCGCCCAGCUCGUGCGCGCUGUGCACGGGCCGCGCGGACCCCACCUACCCCCGGGACUCACCGGACACCCUGAGCAAGACGGAGAAGGUGUCGCUGCUCGAUCCCGGCUUCCAUCCCGUACUCUCGCUGCCGGAAGAUUCUUCGCAGGGCGUACACCUUGAGGCCGUAAUGAAGAUGCCCGAGUGGCAGCAGCGUAGCGUUCGCAUGAAGACGGCGAAGGCGAUAGGCAAGGCGGACCACAAAUCAUACGAGCAGCGAUCGAAAAAAUCCGAGUAUCGGAAAAAGUACGGCUCGCUGAAGCAGAGCACAGUGUCCGCCCUCUCGGAGAAGAUCAAAAACAAGAUCCGAGGGCGGAAGGUGGGCAGACCGUCGGGAAAAAAACGUCACCUAGACGCGGCGAAGCCCGUCGGGACGCCCACGGGUACCGGCAUCGGACCCGAUUGGGGCGACGACCUGGAGGUAGAGGCCGCGACGUCGUCGCUUGGCGCGAGGCGCUGCUCCAUGGACUCCGCCGGCGGUUCGCCCUUGCUGCAGAUGCAGUCCAUUUCGGGGUACAGGCAGUAUAGGAACAACCGAGCCGACUCUUACGACAUUGACAACAUUGUGAUACCGUACAGCAUUGCCGCCUCCACGCGUGUGGAGAAGCUAGAGUACAAAGAGAUUUUGACUCCAAAGUGGAGAAUUUCGGAUCUGAUGAAGAACAACGGAGCGGUGCCCGAUUUCGGCGACGAUAGCGACGUCGAGGACUUGUCCGAGGAGAGCGUGGUCGCUCGUCACGAUCGCUGCGAGCACGACGAGCGCAAAAAGUUCCUCAGCUAUCUGAAGCUGCCGUUUGGUGUGAGCAGACAGAGGCCCCACAAACGCCAGGACAGCCUCGCGGAGUCGUCGGGCGCCAACACCCCCGACCCGAUGUCGCCUCACCCGCCCUUAGUCGUCGACGGCGACGUCCCGUCGAUGUCCGUGGUCGAAGACGCGCCGCCACUGCCUUCUGUUGCGCUCAUGAGGCGCCGCACCAUAUCCCAGUCGAAGCUGAAAGAUAUAAGGGAGGAACCCGGCUGUCCGCCCACGGAUUUCGUCGAGAGGCCGCCGUAUGACGCGCGCAGUUUCCCCCUUCCCGACGACGACUAUCGACAUAUGGUGGAGGACUCGCCCCCCGACGCCGAGACAAAGACGAACGCACGUGCGCAGGACUGCAGCGAAUACGCUGGCGGUAUGGGCGCCAGUAGCGGGGGCGGGGACACUCCGUUCGAGGGUGACCGGUCGGCAAAAAUGGGCACCGAUUCGGUGGGCGACAGCGAAUCGACCGAGUCCGCGAUCGGGGACGAGGGCGAGGACGAGUUCGUAGAGGACGACGACGAUGACGACGAGGAGGACCCUAACGAUCCCGAAUGGACCGACAUCGAGAAGUUGUCGAGGGAACGCCACCGCAGAUAGAGCGGAUGAGCGUUUUGGUUAAGUGAUUCUCUUUGCCGUCGCGGCGAUCUACUAGAGGCGCGGGACACCGCACACCCUAUAGGGUUCAACGAGGCCCCCCUCACCACAUCGUAUUGAUUAAUUCAUUAGUUUCUCUUAGUUGAUCUUUCGUUACAGCUCGUCUCAUUUUUUUGAUUUGGUGUUCAUUCCGUUAUGUAUACACACAUACACACACAUACACCCACACACACACGAAUGUACAUAUGUACGUCGUUGCGCGCGGAAAGGGAAGGGGAGGCGCGCGGCGCCGGCGAUGUCGCUGUUUUCAUGUUGGACAUUGGCGGCCCGUCACCCAGUCCCGUACUUAAUUUAUUGUUUGUGGGGCGUUUCCGGUCCCCCACCGUCACCCGCUCCGACAGGGAUUCAAAGCGAACGUUUUUUUUUUUCAGUUAUUUUUUGUAACAAUAAAAAUGUAUAAAUUGCCCUUUGUUUGGUUGUUAGGUUUGUCGAAAUCACCCGCCCCUCCCCCACCGCCCGCCUCCCCGCGCGCGCCACGCCCACCGAGUCGGACGACCCGCGAAGGCAAAUCUCUGGAUCUGUUAUUUUUUAUAAGAGCUUAGCAGCGGUUGUCCGUUUGGGGUCGAGGAGUGGCGGGGAAGCUAGAGAAAAAAUUAAAAAAAAAAAUUAAAUUGUGUAUAAAAAUGUUAGUCCGAUAACCAAACUGGACGAAGAUUGAAGAAAAAAUAUUUAUUUUCAAACGCUUAUGUAGCCAAAAAAAAAUUACUAAGUUAAAGGAUGUAGCCCUACAUUUUUAUAAACCAGUUAUAAUAUGAAUUAAAAAUAUC
Cylas formicarius (sweet potato weevil) is the source of this 4561-nucleotide messenger RNA. It is a transcript of the gene nsl1, whose product is annotated as KAT8 regulatory NSL complex subunit 1. The transcript is spliced from 8 exons. Lineage: Eukaryota; Metazoa; Arthropoda; Insecta; Coleoptera; Brentidae. The coding region runs from base 795 to 3737 and encodes 980 amino acids. The record is from RefSeq and is a predicted model, not a curated record. Gene Ontology annotation, cellular component: NSL complex. Gene Ontology annotation, molecular function: histone acetyltransferase binding.